GGCCCACUUCUAGUGACAGAGAGCCAGAGUUUAGAAUUUGUCAGGAGAUGACAGAGUGGAGAGAGAGAGAGAAAGACUGAAUGAGCUGAAUUGCUUAGAAAGUGAAGGAACAGAAGAAAAAAGACUGAAGCAAAGAAAGAGAAUGCCUAAAAAACUUGGAUUUAAUUAAGUUUUCCAUCCUGCAGCCGGCUUCCCUGGAUCUACAUCUUGCCAGCACUGCCACGUGCUCGCCACACACACACACACACACACACACACUGCCAGACAGGGGUAUGUGGCUACAUCCUGGAUCACUCUCGUCUCUGGAUAUGCCUCUGUGGUCGUAACACUCGUCUGCGUGCGUGUGCGUGAGCAUGGGAGGUGCGGAGUUCAUCGGUGUGAUGUGGAACUAUCAGUUUAACUCCGGAAUCCUUUAAGAAGUUUCGCCAGCAUGGAUUAACGAAAUCUGAGGAGAUUUGGGCAUGUUCAACAGAAACCGCGUCUGGAAUUUCUCCUCUCUUUGGGAGAGAACAGACAUGUCUUUAAGCUGACUUGUAGUUUUUAACUUUCCCCUUUUUUUGGUUAUCAGAUUCUUCUUCUUUUUUACCCCCCACAUCAUAAGGUCUUGAUGGUUCCUUUGCGAUUGCGACUUGUCCUUUUGUGAGCCCUUGCACACUCCCGUGCGUGUUGAUGUGUGAUGUGGUCAGCGGCUCAGGUGCCGUUGGCGAUGCCUGCUGUGUGCCCGCGUGUGGGGGGUAAGGAGUGGUGUUUUCAGGAUGCGGUAGGGGUGGACUGCAGCUCUCCAGAACCUCGCUGUAUCUGGGUGGCGGUUUUACAUGGGGAUACACCACAAAUAAGCGUUUCAAACCUCCAAAAUGACAAUGUUGAAAGCACAAAUGGCAUCAGUGCUGGCAGAGCACUACCCAGACCCUCACAGACCUGCAGGGCAAAGGGGCGGAGAGAUGGGAUCUCUUCAUCGAGUGAGAACCCUCGGCCGGUGGUCAGGAGCGGGGCAGAUGGGUUGGGUGUGUCCUGGCAGGGUCCACGUACACUGGUGCUCCAUAAGAACUCUCAGGGCUUUGGCUUCACACUACGUCACUUCAUCGUUUACCCGCCAGAGUCCGCCCUGCACACCAGUCUCAAGGAUGAAGAGAAUGGGAAUGGAAAGGGGCUCCAUCGGAGUCGUCUGGAGCCCAUGGACACCAUCUUUGUUAAGAAUGUGAGGGAGAAAGGCCCCGCCCACCAGGCUGGCUUGUGUACAGGAGACAGGCUGGUUAAAGUGAAUGGAGAGAGUGUGCUGGGUAAGACAUACUCCCAGGUCAUUGCACUGAUUCAGAACAGUGAGAGUGUACUGGAGCUCUCCAUCAUGCCAAAGGACGAGGACGUGCUGCAGCUGGCUUAUUCCCAUGAUGCCUACCUAAGAGGGAACAAUCCAUAUACAGGAAAGGCCCAAAAUCUUCCUCCACCACCCCCUGUCCUCUACCCUCCACGUACAAUAUCACAGUCUCCUGCGGGGUACCCCUCGGGCCCUGCCCCAGCUUCUUCACACAUGGGGCAAAACCAGCUGGAUAACUGGAGCCGCUGGCCCGGCUCCUCGUCUGGUCCCUCUCCGCCCCUUGACAACCGGACAGUAGCUUCCAAUGCUGUCUGGGCAGCCGAGGGCAGGAGCUGUGAGCCAGGAGGUGUUGGUCACAGUAGCCCUGCACACCGAACUGAGGAGAUCCAGUAUGGAAUGACUGACAGGGGACAGCAGGGAAUCGGACAAAUGAGGGGACGCUCAUACUCAUCAUGUUCCUCCUCGGGAGGGAUAAAGAGUCCACUGCAUCAUGCUCAUCUUGCCAACCACAACGUGGGAACUGCCAUGGGGCACAUUGGAGGCCGCAAGGAAAGCCCACCUUGGCCCAGCCCUUCUCAGUCAACAUCAACACCCCCAUCCAGUCGUAGCGAACGCACCCAGCAAGCUCUUUCCAACUGGUACUAUAGCCAAGUACCAGGCCGGGAGCGGGAGCGGGAGCGGGAACGAGACCGAGACCGGGAGCGGGAGCGUUCAAAUUCUCGCUCCAUGCACCCACGCCACAGGAGUUUCUCACAGGACCGACUAGGUGAGAUUGGGAGGGCCAGGCGUUCACAGCAAGUUGGUUUUCCCCACAGUGCAUCGCAAGACACAUUGCUGCUGCUUCAGCAGAGCUCAGCAGCGUACCCUGAUCCCCACUGGAACCACGGAGACUGGCAGGGUGAGCAUGCCUAUGGACAGCACCCAUCCGCGGUGGCUUAUGGGCGCAAGUCCUCCGACAACCUUCUAGCAACCCGGUACGGACAUUCGGGACGUUCACUGGAAACUCUCGACAGAGCUGUGGGAAUACUCUCACCACGAUUCGAAAGAUCUACUUGGGUCCAUCAGCCCCCAAACAGGACUGAAAGCUAUCUACGACGUGGCGGGCAUUCUGGCCAACACGAGUCACACCACCAAAUCCAGCAUCAAAACCUCACACAUGCAGCACACCAACACUCAUCUCAGACUCCGCAUCCACAGCAGGCAGCUCCACAGGCAAGACGUUUGCCUUCUUGCCAAAGUCUAGACGAGGAGCCGAUUGGCUAUCGUAGCUACAGCCCCUCUUUCAACCGGAAGACCGGACGUAUCUUGCAGCAAGCCCAGUCGUUCAGAGACCCCUCUUACACAGGUCCACACCUUUGGACUCCUACACCCAAGACCAGUCCCCCAGAGGGGCUUCCAUCCUCAGCCUCUCCUUCCUCGGCUCCACCAACCACCUCUUCUACAACUGCUAUUCCCACACCCCCUGAAGGACAAGACAGAACUUACCGACCCACAAAUCACGACAGAGGGGCAGGGGAAGCAACAGUCGAAGCCCAGACACAAGAAGUGGUUCUGAGGCAGAAGCCACCCACUGGACGCAGGGGUGCGAACGCCCUACGACAUCCACAUUAUGGUAUAGCACUUGACUCCAGUGACCCUCUACUCUUUACCUCUGAUCCUACGGAGCCCCCUGCCAAAGCGGAAAGUGCUAUUUCUCAUCGUCGUACGAAUGGUAACCUACCACCGCUAUCCAUCGAGGACGAUUCCCUCGCCUCAAUUCCCUUCAUUGAUGAGCCGACCAGUCCAAGUGCAGAUCUGCGGGCACGUCAUGUCCCCGCCUCCUCCGUCGUGUCCAGUGGCGGUAUAAACUCCGCCCCUGCUGUGGCCACAAGCCCCGCCUCCCCAACCUUCACCUUUCCCCUCAACCGCCUUUUCUCCCACGACUGCAGUGAUCCUAAGUCUAAUCGUCGCUCUUCGUACCUGCUGGCCAUCACCACUGAACGCUCCAAGUCAUGUGAUGAGGGGCUUAAUGCAUAUAGAGAAGAGGGGCGGGUCUUCUCGAGGCUUCCAAAAAGAGUCAAGAGCUUCUUUACUGAAGGGUCUCUGGACAGUCUGGGUGCUGCGGAGGAGGCUCGCUCUAAACGACACUCUACCUCGGAGCUGGGCAGCAUCAGCUACAGUGACGUGAAGAGAGAAGGCUGGCUCCACUUUAAACAGAUCCACACGGAGAAGGGCAAGAAGGUGGGUAGUGCCAUCUGGCCGUGGAGGCGGGUGUUCUCCGUGCUUCGCUCCCAUUCUCUGUUCCUCUACAAAGACAAGCGAGAGGCAGUGCUUAAAGGGGCGGCGCUGGGAGGCGGGGCCGAAGAGGAGCAGCCAAUCAGCAUCCGAGGCUGCCUUGUAGACAUUGCGUACAGCGAAACGAAGCGCAAGCAUGCGCUGAGGUUGACCACACAGGACUUCUGUGAAUACCUGCUGCAGGCCGAGGACAGAGAGGAUAUGCUGGAGUGGAUCAGAGUCAUUAGAGAAAACAGCAAGACUGACAACGAGGAACUGGGUUUCUCACGACAAGCUCUCAUCAAUAAGAAACUUAAUGACUACAGGAAGCAAAGUCCAACGGGUAAUAAACCAGACUCCUCACCCAGAGUGCCUCGAAUGACAUUUCUGCUCAGUAAGCAAGACAACAGCGCACCUCCACGUUCUCCAAAACACGAGGCCAAAGAUGAGAGCAGCCCCCCUAAAUCUCCUUGGGGCAUAAAUAUAAUGAAGAAAGCUAAGAAAGCAAGUCCUAAAGCGUUUGGUGUGCGUCUAGAGGACUGCCAGCCCGCUACCAACAACAAGUUCAUUCCCCAGAUUGUGGAGAUCUGCUGUGGGUUGGUGGAGGACAUGGGUCUGGAGUAUACAGGGAUUUACAGAGUGCCAGGAAACAAUGCCGUAGUGUCCAGUCUGCAGGAGCAGCUCAACAAAGGAGGAGACAUCAACACUGCUGAGGAGAAAUGGCAAGACCUGAAUGUGGUCAGCAGCCUGCUGAAGUCCUUCUUCCGUAAACUCCCAGAACCCCUCUUCACAGAUGACAAAUACAAUGACUUUAUUGAGGCCAAUCGGAUGGAGAAUGCCAGUGAUAGGCUGAAGACAAUGAAGAAAUUGAUACGUGAUCUACCAGAUUAUUACUUCCACACUCUAAAAUUUCUAAUUGGACACCUAAAGACUGUGGCAGACCACUCUGAGAAGAACAAAAUGGAGCCGCGUAAUUUGGCGCUGGUGUUUGGCCCCACUCUUGUCCGGACCUCAGAGGACAACAUGACAGACAUGGUCACCCACAUGCCUGACCGCUACAAGAUUGUGGAGACACUCAUUCAACACUAUGCCUGGUUUUUCAGUGAAGAUCAUGAAAAAGAUGAAAAGACACCAGUGGACACAGAGGAUGUUCAGCCUGCCCCAAACAUAGAUCACCUCCUGUCUAAUAUUGGUCGGACGGGCCCGCUAGGGGAGGCAUCAGACUCAACCAACAGUGAUUCAGCAAAAUCUAAGGGGUCGUGGGGAUCAAAACGUGACUUUACUGCCAAGGACAUCCUGACAUUAUCGAUUAUGUCGGCUGUGACCCGCAAACGCCGGAAACGGCAUAACGCCCGUCUCCUCGGGAGCAGCACAGAUGACGAUUCCGAGCAUGAACCCAUUAAAUCCUGUAUCUCCGAAAAAGACGACUUGCAAGAGAUGGGGCAGGUUGCUUCUUUCUGUGCCCCUCGAGCGGAGGGAGAAGAGGAUGAAGAAGAAGAAGAGGAGGAAGAUGAGGAAGAGGAAGAGGAGGGUGAGAGACAGAAGCCACAAGAGCAGAAGGAAGAAGUAGUUCCCAGCAUUUCCUCCACAGAGGAAGCGGCACCAGCGGUGCUGCUGAGUGAGGAGGAAGAGCAAAGGUCUGAAGUGAAAAGUCGCAGCUGGCGAGGAGAUGAUGCACGGUCUAUUGUGUCAGGCUACUCUACUUUGUCCACUCUUGGGCGGAGUUUAGCAUCAGAGGGGCGGGGUGAAGAUGCAGAUGACGAGCAUAGUGAACUGGUGAGUGAAACCGAUAACGAAAGCGGAUUUGCUUCACGCUCGCUCACCCAAGAGAGGCCAGAAAAACCAAGCCGCAUAAGCCAAAACUCACAAGCCUCACCCGAACCGACUGCACCGCGGAGUUUCCUCUAUGCACACUGCAAAUCGCAGAACCCCUCUGGCGCCCCACUCACUCCGCCUCCUCCUUCCCUCACAACCAGUCCUGAAGAUCCUGCAGCACGUUCAUCUACUCCCUCAACCUCCUCUUACUCAUCAUCCGCCUCCCAGCGCCUCCACAGCCGCCACUCUUUUAACUCCCACCGCCUCAUACAGUGCGACACCCUCGCACGGCGUCGGCUAAAGGCAGACAAAGCCAAAGCGCCCUCGGUGGAACUUUCUGAACUGUCCAGCUCCUCCGCCACUGAAGGAGAACGGCGGUCAGGUUCAAAUCAAAUCCCUGAGUCCUCUCCUUCUCCUUCCCCAAAAGCCAAAUCUUUCUCCAAAGGCGUUAGCGUGCGCAAUGAGUGCACGGCAAUUUCCGCAGCCGGUCCUGGAAGUAAGAGCUGCUUGUUGUCCACUGGGCAGGGUUCCCUGGCGGACCAGGUACGGGCUCGUCUGAUGGGCUCGGCGGAUGACCUACGUAGUGUCGGCUUGAGGAAACAGCUUUCGCCGGAGACGCGCCGAAAGAGACGAGCGUGGAGGAGACACACCGUGGUGGUCUCUCCUACGGACUGUUCAGACAAAAAAACACAGGCGCCGCCCCCCAAACCGCUAGCUUUGCCCUCCCCUAUUGACAAGCAGGACGUUGGAGAGUCCCACCCAGAGUGCUCAGAGACUGAAGCCCCUACUGUACGUCGGGCCCUGCCUACCUCGCGCUUUCGUGAUUACUUGUAGCAGUGAUGGUGUGUAAAGGCUAGUGAACCAAGAGAGCUGGAUUUGGGUUGUGUUGUAGCUGCGUCCUUAGUUUGUUCACACUGUUCACACUGACAGCGAUUACGUCGUUGCCAGGUUCUGUUGACUUCUAGAGGUUCAUAACAUUGGGCACCAACAUUGAGCACCAUUCCAAAUUUUUUUGGAAAUUGCUAAAAAUUUUAAUUGGAGUAGCAAACAAUGUGUUGAAUUUAAAUUUGAAUUUAAGUUUUUAUCUCGUAAUUUUCACUUUUUUUCCUCAGAAAAUUUAUACGACAAUUUUGACUUUAUAACAAAGUUUAUAUUUCAAUUCGGAGAAAAAAAAAGUCUGUUGCGAGAAAAAGUCCGAAUUGUGAGGAAAAAAGUCAGAAUUGCAAGAUAUAAAUUCAGAACUGCGAGAAAAAAGUCUGUGAGUUUAUACCCCGCUUUUCUGACUUUAUGACUCACAAUUGCGAAUUUAUGUCAUGCAAUUCUGAAAAAAAAGUCAGAACUGUGAGAAAAAAGUAAAUUGUGAGAUAAAAAUGUUUUUUUCUUGCAAUUGCGAGUUUAAAUCUUGCAAUUCUGACUUUUUACUCGCAAUUCUGACUUGUUUUCAGAAGUGUAUGAUAUAGACUCGCAAUUGUGUAUUUUAAAGUCAGAACUGUGAUAUACGAACUCAGAAUUGCAAGAACAAGUCAGAAUUGCGAGAUAUAAGGCGUUCAUACUCACUCCAGUGUCCAGCUGUAUCUGGUGACGGAUAAUGUGAGUGUUAUUGGGCACCAUUCCAAAUUUUUGGGGAAUUUGAAAAAAAAAAUGUAAAUUGGAAUGCUGAAUUAAAAUUUGAAUUGAAUUAAAUUAUAUUAAAUAGAAUUCAAAUGAACUGAAAUUCAAAUAAAACUGCAACAAGGGCGUUUUCAGACCAGUAGUUCUGAAACAGGGACUUCGUUCGGUUUGUUUUCACAAGACAGCGUUUCGCUUUAAGUCACGUGUGUAAACUUGUCCUCUCAUUGAUCAGAGUGCGCCUGUUCAUGUUCCAGGGUUCUGCUCAUAGUGUCAUCCAUCCAAAUGGAUUGUUACACACACUAGGACUGGAUGAUAUGUCCUAAAAUCUCAAUUUAUUGAAUGUUUUACCUCAAUUACGAUUAAUGAACAAUUAUUAUUUUUAUUUAAUUAUUUAUUUAGAUUUGCCCUCAUAGUUAUAGAUGUGCCGUCAAAAUACAAAAGUUACCAUCCUGCUACUAUAAACAAAAGCUGUCGCAAUGUUAGCCCCACCUCCAUGGUCUUCUGAUUGGUGCACUGUUUUGUAACUGACACUGAUGAGGGGCGCUGUGUGUAAAAGUUGAAAUUCUUUAACCUGACACAGCAUCUUAAACGUGCCGCUCACCUGUGAGGUGCUGCAAAAAGAUGCUUCUAAUUGUCUUGGUGCGGAUCUGAGUGUGAUCGCCAUGUCCAAAAGCACUGAAAUAAAGGAGAAAAUGUGUCAGGUUCCGAAAACAAAUGCUGCAAACAAGACAGGUGUGAAAAUGCCCUGACACCGUAUCUACACCGAAUGCGAGCGGUGUGAAGCAAUGCGAAAAAAAACAAUAAAACCCAUUAUAAUCAGUGACGCUGUCUACACUGGAUGCGGUAUGGCGCAACACGACAUGGCAAAUCUGCAACAGUAAACUGAUGCCUCGUUCUAUUUAUGACGUACCAGGGUUGCCAGGCUUUCGCAACAAAACUCGCCCAAUUGCUACUCAAAACCAGCCCGCCUUUCUGGGGGGUUCCCCAGUAAAAAUCAUGUUGCAGGGGUAAAAUACACAUUUUUGUCUGGGUUCUCCUGGUAAAAUUUGCAUUCCAGUGGCUAAAUAUCACAUUAUUGGGGUCACUUCAACCCAUGGCAAUAGUGUUAAAGUAGCCCAAUUGCGCGUGAAAACCGCAGACUUGGCAACACUGUGACGUACUGACAUAAAGUACAACUGAUGUGCAACGGCUGCUUUGCCGUGUCCAGCGUAACCAGCAAAUUGCUGUUGGUGUGAA
Molecule: messenger RNA, 8230 nt
Organism: Labeo rohita (rohu)
Lineage: Eukaryota; Metazoa; Chordata; Actinopteri; Cypriniformes; Cyprinidae
Gene: arhgap23a
Product: Rho GTPase activating protein 23a
Biological process (GO): signal transduction
Molecular function (GO): protein binding
Source: RefSeq, a predicted model, not a curated record